GGUGAGCGCCGCGUCAAGCUGCCUGCGGGCUGCGCGCCCGGACCAGCGGGCAUCAAGAAGCCAAAGGCCAUGAGGAAGUUGAGCUUUGCCGAUGAGGUGACCACAUCCCCUGUCCUGGGCCUGAAGAUCAAGGAGGAGGAGCCCGGAGCGCCGUCCGGAGGCCUGGGGGGCAGCCGCACACCGCUGGGGGAGUUCAUCUGCCAGCUGUGCAAGGAGCAGUACGCGGACCCCUUUGCUCUCGCCCAGCACCGCUGCUCUCGCAUCGUGCGCGUCGAGUACCGCUGCCCCGAGUGUGACAAGGUCUUCAGCUGCCCAGCAAAUCUCGCCUCUCAUCGCCGCUGGCACAAGCCACGGCCCCAAGCCGCAAGCACAGUCUCCUCCGCCGACGGGAAGCCUCCUCCGUCGUCUUCGUCCUCCCCGGACUCUGGCUCCAUCGCGUCUUUCCUGGCCGAGGGGAAGGAGAAUAGCCGGGCAGAGCGGACUGUGGAUCAGCACCCUCAGGCGAAGGACAGCUCCAGAGAGGAUCAGCACCAGGACAGCGGCCUGCGCCAAGUCUUCCCGGUGCUCCCGCGCCUAGAGCCGCCGCUGCCACAGGCUCCCCGCACCGACGGAGUGUUGGGGCUCCAGGGGCCUGGGCCAGGCAGUACCACUGGGGGCGGAGGAUCCGAAAUCUUCGUGUGCCCGUACUGCCACAAAAAGUUCCGUCGCCAAGCUUACCUGCGCAAACACCUGGGCACUCACGAGGCGGGCUCCGCUCGCGCGCUGGCUCCUGGCUUUGGCUCUGACCGCAGGGCCCCACUCGCCUUCGCCUGCCCCUUGUGUGGGGCCCACUUCCCGUCCGCAGAUGUCAGAGAGAAGCACCGUCUGUGGCACGCUGUCCGCGAGGAGCUGCUCCUGCCUGCUCUAGCUGGGGCUUCUCCCGAAGCGCCGGGACCCGGAGGGGCCUCUGACGGAAGUGCGCAGCAAAUUUUCUCCUGCAAACACUGCCCGUCUACUUUUUUUAGUUCCCCGGGACUGACCCGGCACAUCAAUAAGUGCCACCCCUCAGAAAGUCGCCAAGUAUUGCUACUGCAGAUGCCAUUUCGGCCUGGCUGCUGAGGUCGGACAAACCAGGCUGGCCUGGUAGAAAACGGAUCAUAGGAACUUCUGUGGGGCUUUCUUCAACUUGCAAGUUUUACUCUGUCCUUCCCAUGUUUUUCCUCUUAAGACUCUCCCAGUGGUGAGUGUCCCACCAGGGGAGAGCAGGUAUGUAUAUGGCAUAAACAUUCAUGGUCAAAGACUGUCAGCCUUUCACUUUCCCCACUAAAAUAGGAUUUCCCCCCUCAAUACUCUGGAGACCCUAACAAAUCCUAUAUGAUUUGUAAUUCCUAUGGAAAGACACAGUGAAUGCGUGCAUGUCUCAUUGUCUACAAAAGGUUCUUCCUACAAAAAGUGGUAGUCACAUUUUUUUUUCUCUUGCCAUCACAGGCGGCUGUGUAGUUUCUGUCUCAAUAGGGUCAGAUAUCUUGCAUUGUAUAUUCUGUGAAUUAAAAGUUAUGUGGUUGGUGCCAAACUCACAGGGGAGAGACGACUCAAUUCCGAUAUCCACGGGCAGGAAAUUUUAAGAGAGUGUUUGUUGCUCUUGAAGAUAUGAGAACUUCCCCCCAAACCUUUUCUUAAUUACACGUUCUAGUCCAUUCUUCCAUUAGUUUUUGGAGGCAGGGAGGGUGCUAUUUUAUUGGAAGGAGACACCCUCCAAAUUCUUACCUUUAGCUAUGUUGUGUGCAGUAUUCAGGAAGACCUAUCUUAAAUGUUUACAUAGCUUUUGGAAAUACUGAACUUGUUUCCCGAAGUUUUUUUAAAGUUUCACCCACAUCAUUUAAUGCUUCUGUUGUAAAUCUCAGUGUGUUAUGUAUAAGACUGUGUUCAGCUUUUCAAGAUGUUAAUACCUGUAAUACACCAUGGAUGAAUGGCAAUUCACUCAAUAUUCAGUAUUUUCUUUCCAGCAGCAACUUUUGAAUUUUGUAAACUGUAUUCAGUGUACUCUGUACCCAUAUCCUAAUACCCAGUUUGGGGCACUGGCUGAACACUGCUUGACAGCUCAGCUCUGUAAGAUGCUUAUCACCAAAUAAAUGUACAUAGAGUGCUUUUUGUUCUGUAUUUGUCUUAAGAAUCGGAUGAACACGGCCUAUUUUCAAAGCCACAUUUCUUAUCUCCCCAAUGCCAGUGAUUCUAAUACCUCUUAGAAUCUUAGGACCCAUUUAUAAUACAAAGGAGAUAUAUUUUGCAAAUCAAUGUAAUGGUGCAGAAAUGCAACAGGAAAUUUUCCUUUGAAGUAUAGUGGCAAAAGGCAAGAUAUAUUCUUUAAAUCUAGAAGGAUACUA
Molecule: messenger RNA, 2363 nt
Organism: Fukomys damarensis (Damara mole-rat)
Lineage: Eukaryota; Metazoa; Chordata; Mammalia; Rodentia; Bathyergidae
Gene: Insm2
Product: INSM transcriptional repressor 2
Exons: 1
Biological process (GO): regulation of cell cycle process; negative regulation of transcription by RNA polymerase II; neuron differentiation
Cellular component (GO): nucleus; transcription repressor complex
Molecular function (GO): RNA polymerase II cis-regulatory region sequence-specific DNA binding; DNA-binding transcription repressor activity, RNA polymerase II-specific
Source: RefSeq, a predicted model, not a curated record